This is a messenger RNA of Diversispora eburnea, 938 nucleotides long. NCBI's taxonomy places the organism in Eukaryota, Fungi, Glomeromycota, Glomeromycetes, Diversisporales, Diversisporaceae. The record is from the annotation of a GenBank genome assembly.
AUUCUAUAAAGGAAACUCAACAAGAUGAUAAAGAAGUUUCUUAUCCUUCAACGAGUUAUAAACCUGAAACAAUUCAAAUUAAUAAUAAUCAAGAAUCUGAUAUUAAUAAACAUUUUCCAUCAAAAAGAUCAAUCGAUAAAUUAUUUUUAUCUCAAUAUCCAAUAAUCGGGGUGCAUGGUCGAAUGGAUUCAAGUGGUUCUUCGGUUUUAAGUUGUUCAUAUGCUAAUCAUCCAUAUAAAUCAUUUGUUUUAAUGUAUCGAUCUGAAUUAAUUGUUAAACAAUUUUGUUUGAUUGAACGUAACCUUUUAUUAAAUGUUCAAUGGGAUGAAUUGGUCGAUAUUAGUUGGACCAAAGAUGAUGAAAAAAUUGCGUGUGAUUGGGUAGCUACAGAAAUUGUGCUUACUAGAGAUUUAGAAGAACGUGCAUUGGUAAUUGAAAAAUUUAUACGCAUUGCACAGAAAUGUCUUCAAUUAUCAAAUUUCGCAACUUUGGUUCAGAUUCUUCUUGGGUUACAAUCUCCACCUGUUGAACGAUUACAUCGAACUUGGACUCGAGUUCGAACAUCCGAAAUGCGUAUAUUAAAAGAAUUAAAUGAAUACAUAUCUCCUUUUGGUAACUGGAAAGUUAUUAGAGAUGCGAUGCGAUUAUAUUUAUCUGAUUUGGUUUUUAAUUCAGAAAUUCCUUCAUAUAUUGAUCCAACUCCAACUCCAUCUCCAUCACCAUUUUCUAUUUCUAUAAUUCAAUCACAACCAUUAAUAAAUUUUCAUAAACAUAGAACUACCGCAACAAUUAGUAAACGAGUGAUGGCAUUUCAAAAUUUAUCACUUAAUUAUAAUUUUCCAAUCGAAUCAGAUGUUUAUAACAAAUGUGCUACAUUAAAAGGUGUUGAAGCUACAAAGUUGGUAGUAAUGGAUUUAGAUGUUGAAGAUUAUGUUUAG